Messenger RNA from Coccomyxa subellipsoidea C-169, 1611 nucleotides. RefSeq lists its product as hypothetical. Bases 1 to 1611 code for a protein of 536 amino acids. Lineage: Eukaryota; Viridiplantae; Chlorophyta; Trebouxiophyceae; Coccomyxaceae. The transcript has 12 exons. The record is from RefSeq and is a predicted model, not a curated record.
AUGUCCCGCUACAUGGACAUGGUUGCAUCGAGCCUGGAUUCCAGGGAGGGAGAGGGAGCUCAGGCGCAGAGCUCAGUCAGCACAGCAACACUGGAGCAGCCAGGGCUGCCUGCGCGCUUGAGCAGCGCAGCAUUACUCAGGCGACUCACCGCCUGUGAUGCAGCAAAUGAGGCGCUCAACAUAUUCCUGCAAGAAACAGAGUCGGCUGCCAGUACCUCAUAUGCCACCGGGUUCAGCGAGGAGGAGUGCAGGAGCUUGAUAGGGGCUGCCAUGGCACGCGGCAAUGUGGUCCUGGCGCUAUCUGUCUAUGAAGCGAUGUGCCGCGCGGGGCCCAGCGGCUCUGGGGCGGCGCAGCCGAGCGACGGCCUCGGGGCUGUCUCCUGGCCGCAUGCAUCUCUUGAGACUGUCUCUGCUGUGGUGAGGGGCCUGGCGAGGGCGCUGCGAUUGAGGGAUGCGUUUGGGGCGAUUGAAGACGUGCGGCGCAGGGGCGUUCCCUUGGGCGAUGAGGUGCCAUUUGGGCGAGUGGUGAAUUCACCGCUGGCUCCUGGAACGCCCCUGACUGUCGUGCAGCCUCACGAAGGCUGCAAGGUGGUGGCUUGCGCGUCGACGCGGUACGAGUACGAGGUGUUCACGGGGGAUGUCGUCAGCGUGACGUCCGAGGCGCUGGUAUCGCAGCAGAGCCUACUUCUGGCCGCGGCGCGCGCCGCGAAUUUGUGGCGCAAGCCGCCGCUGGCCGCGGUGCACCAGAUGGUCGUGCAGGCGCCCGACGGCUGUGCGCGCAGCCUGCGCUUCGGGACCGCCACCGCUGACGUGCCCGCGCAGGUGGGGGAGCGGGUGAGUGUGGUGUGCUCGCCGGACCCGGCAACGGCGGGCAGCGGGCAGCAGAGGGCGGGGGGCCUGCUGGGCUCGGCGCCCCCCUUCACAAAGCCGGGGCAGCCGCUGGUGAUGACUAACCACGCGCUCGGCCGGGAGACGCCGCUGCAGCCGCCACCCAGCAGCGCGGCUGGGCUCCCCGGAUGGGUCGUGCCCGCUGCCCUCCUGCUCAGCGCCAGCGACGCUGCCAGCGGGCUGAUAGAUCCGGCGCUGCCGCUUCUCAUCGCGGGCGGCGUGGCCACAGCGGCGACGACAGGCGUGCUGGGGACGACCGUGCUGCUGCCCAAGCUAAAGCAGCUGCCAGAGCGCCUGCUGCAGCUAGAGACUGUGCGCCAGAAGCUACUGGCACAGCACAAUGCCAUUGUGGAGCGGAUGGAUGCGCUGGUGGCAGAGGCGUCGGACGAUGUGCGCGUACUUGCCCGGCUGUGGCAGCUGCAGAACAAGAUGCAGUCCGUGGGCACUGGCGGCUCAUAUGGUGCGCGGAUAGAGCGGGUGGCCACAGCGAUUGGUGGGCUCGAGCAGAGGCUGCACAAGAAGCUGGAGCUUCUGGAUGGGUACGCACGAGUGGCGAACAUGAUUGAGAUAGAGGUGGAGAUCGAUACAGAGGUGCCUGCCGCAGAGGUGCAGGGCAUUGAGGAGCAGCUGAUGCGGCUGGAGGAGGUUGCAGAGAUGCAGGCUGACUGGCGGCUGCAGGCAGAAGCACAAGACGAAGUGGAGCGCUUGCUGCGCACCCCUUGA